Molecule: messenger RNA, 306 nt
Organism: Gloeophyllum trabeum ATCC 11539
Lineage: Eukaryota; Fungi; Basidiomycota; Agaricomycetes; Gloeophyllales; Gloeophyllaceae
Exons: 2
Biological process (GO): iron-sulfur cluster assembly
Cellular component (GO): mitochondrion
Molecular function (GO): 2 iron, 2 sulfur cluster binding; iron ion binding; 4 iron, 4 sulfur cluster binding
Source: RefSeq, a predicted model, not a curated record
UCGAUAGCCGCGCGGGAGAACAACCCCGACGCUGCGUUACGAAUCGCGGUCGAGUCGGGCGGGUGUCAUGGGUAUCAGUACAAGAUGGAGCUCGCGAAGAGCCGAAAUCCUGACGACUACCAUUUCACCCAUCCCACUAUCCGCCCGGCUAACAUCCUCAUCGACGCCGUAUCCCUCUCUCUCCUGAAAGGGUCGACAGUGGACUUCGCCACCGAAUUGAUUGGCAGCAGCUUCCGGAUAGUGGACAACCCGCAGGCGAAGGGAAGCGGGUGCGGGUGCGGGGUCAGCUGGGAGCUGAAGGAGUGA